Messenger RNA from Dichomitus squalens LYAD-421 SS1, 2479 nucleotides. RefSeq lists its product as uncharacterized. Lineage: Eukaryota; Fungi; Basidiomycota; Agaricomycetes; Polyporales; Polyporaceae. The record is from RefSeq and is a predicted model, not a curated record. The transcript is spliced from 4 exons. Bases 15 to 1574 code for a protein of 519 amino acids.
GCCCGCCGUGAACGAUGCUCAGCUCUACACGCGCCCAUCACACCCGCCAGCAGCCCUCCAUAUCCAAGCCCAUGCCUGUCUCCCAGGUCCCCCCGCCCAUUGCCCCGGCGUCGCCCCCGACGAGUCCAAACAAGAAGGGCAAGUCGCGACGGCCCUCGGUUUCCAGCCCCAUGACGUGGCUCUCGCGCACCUCCUCCUCCGCGUCGAUACAGUCCUUGGCGCCGUAUGCGCCGUCGCGCCCAGUGCGCAUCUCCGAGCCGCGCUUCGCGAACCCAGUUGAGGCGAUGACCAUUCCUCGCAGCGGCGUCCUGGGCAAAGGCGCGAUUGUCGUUCGAACUCCUCAGGAAGCUCUCGCUGGUCCGAGGGCCUCCGCAUCGUCCCCCGACCUUCUCUCCCGUGUCCGGAGUCCGACCCCUGUAAGGGAAUAUGACGAGGAAGACCAAGACGUGCCUGGAAGCCCUCCUCUUCCGCCGAUCCCUAACGACGAUUCGGAGUAUAUAGAGGAGGAGACUCUGCAGGACGCGGACGUCGAGGACCCAGAAACCGUCAGUGAAUGGCACGCGCCGUCCAUGCCUGUCACCGCACAUCCUCCACCGCCAACCCGUCCACCUCCCUCUCUACCGUCGAUCCCGGACAUGCAUUCCGAAGUCGUGCCUGUCAGGUCCACGUCCCCGCUGCGGCCGCACAGAGGCAUCUCGCCCUUGGAUUCCUUCCCGGCUGUUCCCCCGCUUCCUGCUGCCGCUGUCCAGACACCUCCCCAGGCGCCCUUCAGUGCCAUUCUAGUAUCGCCUGCGCCGAACAGCACCGUGGAUCCUUCCAAGAUCAUUGUGUCCCUCGAGACGAGCACGGCUACGCAUCGGACUACCAUGUCCACAUUGACGUCGCGCCCGUCUCACCUCGCCUCGUACUUGCUCGGUCUGUUCCCGUCCUCGGAAUCGGACUCCCAGUCUAUGUAUUCGACGAGAAGUGAUGUCGACAGCUCAUUCGACUCCAUCUUCCAUCACCAUCUUGCCUCCUCGGGUGUCCUCCAGGCUUCGACAAAUCUUCAUGUGUUCUUGGAUAGACCUAGUGCUCCGUAUGCGCACAUCCUCACAUAUCUCAGGUUGCCCGCGGCGACGUCGGAGCACCCGGCAACGCUUCCACACGCUGCCCGCCUCAACGGCUCUUCUAUUCGCCUCGAAGCGCUUCUCGAGCUCCGAGACGAGGCAUCUUACCUCGGUCUGGAGGAGCUGCACAGGCUGUGCAUGGACGAGCUUAGGCACCGGCAACCGACCCCCAGCCUCGGCGGCCUGGGUCUGCACAUGCGCGGGUUCAGUAACGCGAGCAACAAGAGCUUGCAUACGCUCCGUGAGACCUCGGAGCCCGUCGACCCCGCCCAGCGGCAUUCGGGCGACUCUGGCUUCGCCAGCAACAGCGGGAGCGGGGGGCCCAGGAAGAGCGGGGGCAGCAGCGAGCUCGAGGUUCCCUGGCCGUCUCCACCUGGCUUGAAGCAGCGUGCCGCGCUCAAGGAGGGCAGCACGAAGAAGGACCCAAGCGCGACGAUGAAGGCGAGACCAACAGGCGCUUGGAUCUAGUGUGACUGGCGUGCGGCGAGCUGCCAGGACAGCUCGUCGUGGCCAUGGUCGCCGGGCUGUGCAUGUGCUUAUUCGUUCUGACGGGUCUCAGGUCUUGACGUCGACGUCCCUCUCUGGCAUCCACUUUUCUUUUGACACGAACUUCACCAGUAGCCAAUGACUCACGAUCCUUGCAAUACCACUGUAGUAUAUCAAUCAUCGCCGCUCUUUCUUCAUUGUUAGUAUACCAUAUUCCCACUAUGACCGGUUCACACUCGGAGCCUUUGUACGUUGGUGUAUGGAGCAUAGCAUACACGACUGAUACGACUGAAUUCAUCGGCAAUACGACAGAUGGCAACCCCGCUACAUGGCACUGCGAGUCCUAAGUGGGAAUUACGCUAAACGGCGCGUGAGUAACGAAGCCCAGAACAGGAGCUGUCGCGCCAAAGGAACCCGUUGAAUUGUAGACAUCGACUGGAUUAUCGACAUUGGUUCCGAGGGUGAUGACAAGACGUUGCCAACGGCAUUGGCGUCCUUGUCAUUUGGACAAGGGCGAGGACCAUGACGCUCACGUCUUGGGCGCCCAGAGCUCAUACAGCUCCUUGUCGGCUGGAUCGAAGCACGUAAGUAGCGCAGGGUCCGCGCGAAUGGUCACCUUGCGUGCCGGGGUCCCCAGGGCCGAAGGAGGCUGGGAGGUAAUUGGGCGGUAGAGGGAGCGCGAGGGCUCGAGGAUCCGGGAGAGGCUGGAGACGGUGGAGGACGUAGGAGAGGCGUUCACAUCUGGUGACCCGUUUCCGUUCUCUGCACGCGUCGUGCUGCGACUGCGGAGGCCCGUGUCGGGAGUGACUGGCUCCCGGGCUUGUAUGUUGAUGGGAGGCGUCGCGAAACGAGUCGAGGAGGCCAUCACGCCCGUCGACCGAUUCCGA